Molecule: messenger RNA, 747 nt
Organism: Phalaenopsis equestris
Lineage: Eukaryota; Viridiplantae; Streptophyta; Magnoliopsida; Asparagales; Orchidaceae
Exons: 4
Coding region: 77-604 (175 amino acids)
Cellular component (GO): chloroplast
Source: RefSeq, a predicted model, not a curated record
AAAAGUUAUUUUUAUAUCCGUUCCAGCAAAUUCCCCCUCGCCGUCCUCUACGCCACCGAAGGCUAAAGCUAUUGUAAUGGCGAUUAUCUGUUUGUCAUCUUCUUCUCUAUCGCUACGACCUCAUAGAUGCCCCUACGCUGCCCACUACACUUCCUUCUCCUGCUUCAGAAGAGCCUCAGUAGCCUACCCUUCUCGGCCUCUGUCAAACAAGACUGUUUUGAGAAGAACCGUUGGGGCAGUCUCGGAGGAGGAAACCCUAGCUUCCCAAGCUGAGACGUUGACGACGGUGGAGCAGACACCGUCCGCGGAACAAAUAACUAAUGUUCCAGUUUCUCCCUCGGAUUUGCUGACAAUGUUCUUCAAGGCUGAGGGAACUAUGGACGACUCGGCAAUAUCGAAACUCUCCAAGGCUUUAGAGGUGAAGGAUGGUGUUAGUGAUUUGAAGGUGCAAAACCUAGAGGGCAUUGCAAGCGUUGAGUUGGCACAACAAACAACAGUGCAAGCUACAGGCGUUGCUUCAAAUUUGGUUGAGAUAAUACAAAGUGCAGGCUUCAAGUUGCAGACUCUUUAUUUGAGUUUUGAAGAUAAGGAAGACGGCAUUUAAAUAAAUUAUGUACAGAGAACUGCUGAUUUUAGCUUUGUGCUCUCUCUGUUAUUUGAUGAGUUUCUUGUUCUAAUUUGAGUAUUUUGAUGAAGAAACUUAGAUUGUUAGUAUCACUUUUGUUAAAUAGCAUCACUUUUGUUUUA